AUGGCCGCGGUGGGACACGGACCUCCCUGUCCACAGUGGGAAGCUGUCAUCCUGGGCCGCAGGCCGGGAGCGGGGGCCGCAGGCCGGGGGUGCGAGGGCCGCAGGCCGGGGAGCGGGGGCCGCAGGCCGGGGAGCGAGGGCCGCAGGCCGGGGAGCGAGGGCCGCAGGCCGGGGGUGCGGGGCCGCAGGCCGGGGAGCGAGGGCCGCAGGCCGGGGAGCGGGGGCCGCAGGCAGGGGCCGGGCCCAGGCGCUCGGGGUGAGCCGGGCCCGCGCCGGACGCGCCGCGCCGGAGUCUGCGCCCUGCCGAGAGCCCGCUCGACCCGGCCGCGCGGGAAGGAUGAGAAGCUGCGCGUGCCCGGGGCGGGGCGGCUGCGAGGCCCCGCCCCUGCGAGAGCCGCCGGCCGCGUCAGUGCGUCCGCCCGGCGCGGCGACCCGCGGCCCGGAGACCCGCGGCGGGCGGCGGCUCUGCGCCCGCGCGCCCUGCGGCCGCCGGGACCUGAAGACGUCCGGGGCCUCUGGCCGCUGGAGCAGCGCGGUUCCCUCGAGGGGCCCUUCGGCAGCCGUCGGCGUUGGCGGGGAGGGAGGCCCGCGCCCCCCGGGCUGUCACCGGUUCCUUCGGAGCCGGAAGCUCCUUCCGACCCCGAGGGGCGGCGGCCGGGCCGCCCGCGAGCGGAGCGCGAAGCCCGGCCCUGCCCUGCGCGCCCGCCCCGCAGUGAGGCGGUCGUGGGCCCGCGUCCUCCGGAGCCGGGCGCUCCUCCCCGGCGCGCACCGUUGCCUUGGGCGUGGUUUGGAGAGCGAGGGUCGCAGGGGAUGGAGGAAGGCUUGGAGUUUCAUCCAGAUAGUUGA
Messenger RNA from Dipodomys spectabilis (banner-tailed kangaroo rat), 846 nucleotides. RefSeq names its product translation initiation factor IF-2-like. The coding region runs from base 1 to 846 and encodes 281 amino acids. The record is from RefSeq and is a predicted model, not a curated record. NCBI's taxonomy places the organism in Eukaryota, Metazoa, Chordata, Mammalia, Rodentia, Heteromyidae. The transcript is spliced from 3 exons.